AGUACCCUCCCCUCCCUAUAUUAACCCUCCCCCGCCCCAAUCCAACCUCAAGCACAACGACUCGACGAGAUAGAUCACACGAGCUCAGAUCACCAGCCAUCCAGCCAUUGUUGUUGAUCAGCAAAGCAAAGCUUAGGUUAGGAGGAGCAAAUGGAGUUCUCGUUCGGCGACCCGGUGCUCUCGGCGGCGCUGCAGCAGCUGAUGGACCUCCCCGACGAGCUGGAGCGGCAGCUGAAUGCGCCGACGCGCGCCUACGUGCGCGACCGCCGCGCCAUGGCCAACACGCCCAUGGACGUCAAGGAGCUCCCCUCCGGCGCGGUCGUGCUCGCCGUCGACAUGCCCGGGGUCAGCCCCGCCGACGUCAGGGUCCAGGUCGAGGAGGGCAACGUGCUCACCAUCAGCGGCGAGCGCAAGCGCCCCGCCGAGGACGCCGGCGCCGAGGCCGGCAAGCAGCAGCAGCAGGCCGCCGAUGGAGGCGCCGGCGGCGAGAAGCAGGGGGUGAGGUACCUGCGGAUGGAGCGGCGGAUGGGCAAGUUCAUGAGGCGGUUCCCGCUGCCGGAGAGCGCCGACCUGGACAGCAUCAGGGCCGAGUACAAGGACGGCGUGCUCACCGUCACCGUCGACAAGAAGCCGCCGCCGGAGCCCAAGAAGCCGCGCGUCGUCCAGGUGACGGUCGGCGAGCACCAGGGCAAGUGAAGGACGCGGCGUACGCGUGAUGGGUCCUCGUCAUCAGAUCAGCUGUGAUGUUCUGCUUGGUAGUAGACUACUAGAGUAUUCAGUGUGUCAUCGAAUAAGAGUAUGUAGUAGUUGGUACAUGCAUGUACUAGACUACCUGAGUAUUUCUGCUUGCUUUCUCUGGGACUUGAUGUGAGUAUGUAACAUGGCCUCGGUUAUCAA
Messenger RNA from Panicum hallii, 897 nucleotides. RefSeq names its product 19.0 kDa class II heat shock protein-like. Lineage: Eukaryota; Viridiplantae; Streptophyta; Magnoliopsida; Poales; Poaceae. Bases 151 to 696 code for a protein of 181 amino acids. Gene Ontology annotation, biological process: response to heat; response to hydrogen peroxide; response to salt stress. The transcript has a single exon. The record is from RefSeq and is a predicted model, not a curated record.